Messenger RNA from Colletotrichum destructivum, 4221 nucleotides. RefSeq lists its product as uncharacterized. The transcript is spliced from 2 exons. Lineage: Eukaryota; Fungi; Ascomycota; Sordariomycetes; Glomerellales; Glomerellaceae. Bases 1 to 4221 code for a protein of 1406 amino acids. The record is from RefSeq and is a predicted model, not a curated record.
AUGGCUCCCAAGUUGAAUUCAAAUGACUUUGAUAGCUCUGAGUCUGCGCCAUGCAAGGCGCCCUCGGACGAGACGCCAUCGGGUACCCCAGACCUAACUCAGGUCUCCCAAGCCUUUCAGUCUCAACUCCGGUCUUCAAGCAGAGGAUCGGGUGAAAUUGGCCGAUCUGCACACUUUUCGAGGCUUCUGCGACGUCAACGCCCUCGACCCGUUCCCCUCAACAUCUCUCAACAGACAAACGAGGCUGCGCCCCUUACAGCCGCUGAGAACUCGCCUCCGCCGCCUCCUCCGACACCUCUUCUUGCGGGAUGCCCUGGUCGUGAGAUUUCGGGCGCAACUUGCAACGGUCGAGAGUGGGCUUGCGACUUUGACAAGCCUCCUGUCUUAAUGCACCCUCACGACCUAUCUAAAACGGCAUUCCACGAGCACCCUCUGGCGCAACACAUCAUGCUGGAAAAGGGAUGGGAGAUGGAACAGCUUGCUCUCUUUGGUCUCAUUCUCCCUGAGAAGGUCGACAACGGAUCUCCAACUUACACAUGGGACAGCGACUCGGAAGCAGAGGAGGGCUCGAACAAGUCCUCGAUGAUCGACAAAGAGGCUAAGACGCCACUGAAACUACCUGCGGCCCCGGAGCGGUCACGUACCCCCUCCAAAAUUCUCCACAAGGUCAAGUCCUUUGCCAACUUUAUUGCCAACUCCGACCUCGAAAAGGACGUGCCUGAGCUCCCGAAGCUCCCGGACCUUCUUGAUCAGUUUGGUUUACCGCCUGGGGCCCCAAUUGAACCAACCUCUCGAACUUUUAUUCGACCGGCUCGAUCCAGCAGCUCUCUUCGUCCCAAGGCGUUCAUUCGAACGGUCCCCAGCGCUACCAUGCUGCGAGAGAAGCGAAGCGCGGGUAUCGAUAAGUCCCAGAUAUCCAAUCCUGUUGCUCCUGAAGAGAAGAGACGCGCUGGAUCGGACUUCAGCCAGGCGUUUGCUCGACGCAAGGGAACAGCCGAAGGCGAGCGCUCCUCAUGUUUAGCGGAGUCUGUACGCAGCCCUUCGAACUUGGUUUCCCCUUCGUUGUCGACGAAACUUCCACUCUAUCUUCUCCAGCCACAGCAUCCCACUGUCUACUUUGGCAAAAAUGAAGCACCUCCCAAAUUUCGACUUGCGCCCCCCAGACUGUCUCCUAUGGAGUACGCCCGCCAGUAUCUCCUAGCCAAGACAAAGGCAGACAAAGAGGAUGCGGAGUGUACUGUUUCCAAACCGAUCCUGAUCUGGGUCUGGACAGAGGACUACCGAGAGUUUCUCUUGCUUCCCCACAUCCCCAAGGGCAUCCAGAGAAACUUUUUGCCCAGCCAUGACAAAGACUGGAAGAAGUCUGACUUUAUGAGACCCUGUUCCGACCUCUAUGCAAAGGGCAUGGAGGGUUUUUUGCUUACACCUCUUCCUUUGGACCUUGCCCCUUCGUCUCCCCUUUUGCCAGCUUGCUUCUUUGGCAGCUUACACUCUCCAGGCAGCUCGACCCACGAGCGCAGCAUGUCAAUUGGUACCUUCACCAUCGAUCAACCUGUCCCAACUGAGAGCCAGAAGAGCCUACUCCAGUCAACUAAGUCACUCCUCAGUGACCCAUCAGCUUCUAUCCUCAGAGAGCAUACUGACUUCUUUGUUGCUGUUCAUACAAACAACAGGAGCGAAUCCACAAGACUUUCCCAGUCUCACCUGCCUUCCUCUUUCCACAGGGACCAAAGUACAAGACAGUACCAUCUGCUUACUCCUCAAAAAGCAGCUAGCGCAACGCCCUCCACAGACUCCUUUGCUACUACUCUUUCUGCCCCUUUUGUUCCUGGGCAAAUUUCAGUUGGCAGAAGCUCUGAAGGCAGCAUACCUACAAACAGUGCAGUUUCUCAGCCAUCUUCUGCAGCCUCUCCACAGCAAACAAUCACUGCGGCGCCUGGGGUUGCAAACACAGAGGAGGCUUAUCAAAACCUGCUAUCACCAAUGCAAAGAACAACAGAAAACAAGCAUCAAGAACCAGCAGCCUUCCUCCAGAUAUCCUGCCCAGACUCUGUACUCUCCCAUUGCCCUGUUGUAAGACCUUGCUCCCCUUUCCUCACAAUUGAGAGAGAUGAGCUCAACGUCUCGCCUAGAGAUCCAAGCGAUGACGGAUUGCCCCUUGCCUUGGUUUCUCCCCUUAGCAGCUCUCCUGCAUCAGCGCAGACCAAACAGCCCAAAGCUUUCCCCCCUUCUCAGGCAACUCAGAACCCUGCCCCCCCUUACAACAGGUUGGGUGAUGGUCAGACCCAACAUCCAACUGACGAGACGUACUCACAAGCUAUCUCAGAUGGCGGAGCUGACCUUGCAGACACCUCUUCAGUUUACUCACAAGAUAGUGUCAUCACAGUCGUCCAUCAUCCUGUGGCUAAAGGUAACCACAUGCCUCCUAGCUCUAUGUUGCAUGCGCGCACAGCUAGCGAGACUGGACAAACUUACGUAGGCCUAGGUCAACAGCAGAACAUUUCUUCCAACACCAUUCAUCCAAGAGGAAGAACCUUUCACCAAUCACCUACUCUGCUGCCUCUUGCAUACAUCCCUAACACUCAGUCUGCCUAUUUGCAUGCUACAAGUGAGCAACCUCAGGACUUCCAUGUUGACUAUCAAUCUCAAGCACCCUCUGGCAUUAUCAGUAAUGCGCCAACUUGGGCCACUAGUUCUACUUUGUACCAACGCGACCAUCAUUCCACAGUUUCCAACACAAGUCUUAUCUCACAGCCGUUCGCGUCCAUAUCAGCAGCCUCACAUUGCUCCCAGACUCCAGUCUCUACUUCCAACCUGCUACCAGGCUGCUUCUCUGACAGCAAGUAUGGUUGUGGCUCUCGCAUUGAAGGGACAGCCCCCAAAGCACCUUUCAACAUCUCAUACCAAAGCAGCAACAUCUCAAGGCUGCCUAUCCUCACCUCAGUUGCUGAAAGCCCAUCUUCUUCUUCAAACCUUCAAAUGUUAGUCACUUCGCCUUCGACCUGUAUCCCUGGCGAACCUCAGCAGAAACAUCUACCCAAGCAACCAGACUCAUCUGAAGAAGACGCGGCCACCAAAAUAAUCGAGUCACGCAACCCGGAUCUCUCACCACUUCAAGUUCGUCGACGCAGAGCCGUCGAGCAUCUUCCCUACAUCCCAGUCUCUCAGAUUUACCCACAACCACUGCGGAUCAAUACGAUGAAGUCUCCUAAUCGGGCAAGCGCAAUGUCUCCUGGCGAUGGCACUGCCUCUGACUCCAGCAUCGGUACCGCCACCCGAUCGGCUUCAAGUCUCAUCAUGGACGUUAACGCUGAGGUCGAUCGCGAGAUGGAAGAGGUCCUCUUGCCCCGGACCACGGCUCUUGUUGCUGCGUCGGACUCAGCCAAAGAGGGGGAUAAUUUCAAUACUCCCGCCCGUCGCGCCCCCCAUAAACCACGCUCGUUCCCCAAGCCGGUUCCUUGGUCGCCUCCUAUUCACCCCCCGCCCAACAAGCCGCUGCCUCCCAUCCCUCGGAAGAAGAACACCCCGUCGGAAACUCCUCCUCGCACGUUUGUUAACGUCGACUGCGGCUCUGGCUCCACUGUGUCUCGAGCUCUGACUCUCUCUCACGCUGCCGCCGUCUCUCGCGCCAAGGCUGCCUCUCUCGCACCGGUUAUCACGCAAACACCGGGACCGGUUCGCCCUCUCCUGUCCAUUGCCACGCCCACGUCCGAAGUCUACGACCCAUAUCCGUCGCCAAGAGUCAUCUGGACCAACGGAGAUGUCACUGUUUCCGAUUUCUCGAUCCCGAAGCGCAUUGUACGCCCUGCGGCCUACAUGACAGUGAUCGCUCCUCGCCCGCCUUCUCUUAUGAAUCAGCGACAACAGCAGGUUCGCCCUCAAGAGUCGGCUGUGAAUGUCAACAAACCAGCAUCUGCUGCUGUACCUGCCGGUAUAAGUUCGCCUGCGCCCUCCCGCUCUCCCUUCCUAGGUAAGAUGGCCUCGAUGACCGAUAUGAAGAACCGAAAAGAGACGGUUUCUGGUUACUCAAGUGGAAGUGGCAGCGGUAGCGGUAGCGGCAGCGAAGAUGCUAUCGGCAUGAGAACCUUCCUCGGAGAGGACCUCGCGUCUGCUCCCGCGCUGGCCGAGGAGAAACCCCAGAGUGAGAAGUCUGCUGACCGCCGCAAAAAGAAGUUCUUUGGAAGCCUCUUCCGCAGAAACAAAAAGACAGAAAAGAAGUAA